Messenger RNA from Pteronotus mesoamericanus, 1023 nucleotides. It is a transcript of the gene GPR33, whose product is annotated as G protein-coupled receptor 33. The transcript has a single exon. Bases 1 to 1023 code for a protein of 340 amino acids. The record is from RefSeq and is a predicted model, not a curated record. Gene Ontology annotation, cellular component: plasma membrane. Gene Ontology annotation, molecular function: complement receptor activity; G protein-coupled receptor activity. NCBI's taxonomy places the organism in Eukaryota, Metazoa, Chordata, Mammalia, Chiroptera, Mormoopidae. Gene Ontology annotation, biological process: inflammatory response; complement receptor mediated signaling pathway; phospholipase C-activating G protein-coupled receptor signaling pathway.
AUGGAUCUGAUCAACUCUUCUGAUUACCAGCUCAAUGUCUCUACAUUAGUAAGAAACAGUUCUCACUCUCCAGCUCCGGCCUCAAAAAUGAUCAUUGUCAUUCUUUUGUUCACAUCAUCAGUAAUUGGUAUUAUAACCAAUGGUCUCUAUCUAUGGAUACUAAAAUUCAAGAUGAAAAAGACUGUGAAUACUCUUUUGUUUUUUCAUUUCAUUCUCUCACACUUUAUUUCAACAUCAAUUGUUCCAUUUAUAACUAUCUCCUUCCUUCAGGACAAUCACUGGAGCUUUGGAACUGCCAUGUGCAAAGUCUUCAACAGCAUUUUGUAUACAGGACUAUUCGCCUCUGUUUUCUUCCUCUCGGCCAUCAGUGUUGAUCGUUAUAUUCUCACUGUCCACCCAGUGUGGUCACAGCAGCACCGAACCCCGCGCUGGGCUUCCAACAUCAUCCUAGGAGUCUGGAUCUUUGCUGCUGCCCUCAGCAUGCCCUAUUCGUUUUUCAAGGAGAUGCAUGAUGACCAUAAAGGAGGGGUGACCUGCCAAAAUUACUAUGAUGUAUCUACUAACAGGGAAAGCAAAAAGUUGCAAGCAUUAAAGAAAUGGAUUCAUAUAGCCUGUUUCACCAGCAGGUUCUUGCUAAACUUCCUUCUGCCUUUCUUCAUCAUCACCUUUUGUUAUGUAAAAGUAGCCAACAAGAUGAAAAAAAGGAGCUUAUUUAAAUCCAACAAGCCCUUCAAAGUCAUGACAGCUGCCAUUAUCUCUUUCUUUGUGUGUUGGAUGCCCUACCAUGUAUACCAGGGUUUACUUCUCACUGACAACAAAUCUCUACUUUUACAGUUGACUAUGAUACUUGCAGUGAUUACCACUUCUUUUAAUAUUGUCUUUUCUCCCACACUCUACCUAUUUGUUGGGGAAAAUUUCAAAAAGGUUAUCAAAAAGUCCAUUCUUGCUCUGUUUGAGUCAACAUACAAUGAGGAUCCUUCUCCAGAAAGGACACAAAACCUAAAUUUACAAGACUACAUUUAA